Messenger RNA from Rubroshorea leprosula, 1743 nucleotides. NCBI's taxonomy places the organism in Eukaryota, Viridiplantae, Streptophyta, Magnoliopsida, Malvales, Dipterocarpaceae. The record is from the annotation of a GenBank genome assembly.
AGUCUGAAAAAACAAGAAAAAAUGUUUAUCAAAAUGUCCAGCAUCUUCAUCUUCACAAGGCAGCUUCUAAUUAUAUGUGUUUUGUCUUUUAUGUUAUUAUGUUUCUGUAAUGGGAGGGUUCUGAAUCAGAACUCUCGAAUUAGAGCUGUAAAUCUUGGAGGUUGGUUGGUCACAGAAGGCUGGAUUAAACCUUCUCUCUUUGAUGGCAUUCCCAACAAAGAUUUCUUGGAUGGAACUGGACUUCAGUUGAAAUCAGUAACAACAGGGAAGUAUCUUUGCGCGGAGUCAGGAGGAGGAACAAUCAUAGUUGCAAACAGGACUGCUGCUUCUGGUUGGGAAACAUUCAAGUUGUGGAGGAUCAAUGAGACGGCUUUUAACUUCAGGGUGUUUGGGAAGCAAUUCAUGGGACUGGACACCAAGGGGAAUGGGAUUGACAUGGUAGCUGUUUCUGACACACCUGGAACUUCAGAAACAUUUGAGAUUUUGAGGAAUUCUGAUGAUUCCAGUCUGGUUCGAAUCAAAGCACCAAAUGGAUUCUUCUUACAGGCAAAAUCGGAAGUGUUGGUAACAGCUGAUUAUCAAGGGAGCAGUACAUGGGGAGAUGAUGAUCCAUCAGUCUUUGUGAUGAAAAUUUCUGGAACACCGCGGGGGGAAUUUCAAGUCACCAAUGGCUAUGGUAUUGAGAAAGCUCCGGAAAUCAUGAGGGAACAUUGGAAGACAUUCAUUGUUGAAGAUGACUUCAAGUUCAUAUCAAAAAAUGGCCUGAAUGCUGUGAGAAUACCAGUUGGGUGGUGGAUAGCCAGCGAUCCGACUCCUCCUCUGCCUUAUGUUGGAGGAUCCUUACAAGCUUUAGACAAUGCCUUCUCAUGGGCAGAGAAAUAUGGAGUGAAAAUCAUAAUUGAUCUACAUGCUGCACCUGGCUCACAAAAUGGUUGGGAGCACAGCUCUUCUAGAGAUGGCUCUCAGGACUGGGGCCAAACAGAUGAUAACAUACAACAAACGGUUGAUGUUAUAGAUUUCUUGACAGCCAGGUUUGCAAAGAGCUCGAGCUUAUACGCAGUGGAGCUGAUCAAUGAGCCCCUGGCACCAGGGGCUUCCCUGGAGAACAUGACCAAAUAUUACAAGGCUGGUUAUGAGGCUGUCCGGAAACACUCCUCCACAGCCUAUGUGGUGAUGUCAAACCGGCUUGGACCUAUGAAGCCAAGAGAACUGUUCCCUUUGGCCAGUGGCAUGAGCAGAUCGGUCAUUGAUGUUCAUUAUUACAGCCUUUUCGCAAACGUUUUCGAUAACAUGACUGUCCAACAAAACAUUGAUUUUAUCUACACUAACCGGACGGCGCAGUUGAAUUAUGUCACUCAAUCUAAUGGGCCACUUACUUUUGUUGGGGAGUGGGUGGCUGAAUGGCAAGUUACAGGAGCAAGCAAGGUGGAAUAUCAAAGAUUUGGGAAGGCUCAAUUGCAGGUGUACUCUAGAGCAACUUUUGGUUGGGCCUAUUGGACUCUUAAGAACGUAAAUAACCACUGGAGUCUUGAGUGGAUGAUCCAGAACGGGUAUAUCCAGCUUUAAAAUGUUAUCAUCAAGUUUGGCCCUUUGAAAGCUCAAUGGGCUUCAUCAUUUGGAAGCUUAACUACGAGGGUUUGAUGACCCAUAACAAAUAAAUUCGAAAAUCAUUUUAGAAUUACAGUGACAAGUCAAUUCUUUUUAGAUUUAUGGUUUAGAAAUAAAUAAUUGUAAGUCUUUUUU